Molecule: messenger RNA, 1052 nt
Organism: Mizuhopecten yessoensis (Yesso scallop)
Lineage: Eukaryota; Metazoa; Mollusca; Bivalvia; Pectinida; Pectinidae
Product: 3-oxo-5-alpha-steroid 4-dehydrogenase 1-like
Exons: 5
Coding region: 137-928 (263 amino acids)
Biological process (GO): steroid biosynthetic process
Cellular component (GO): membrane
Molecular function (GO): 3-oxo-5-alpha-steroid 4-dehydrogenase activity
Source: RefSeq, a predicted model, not a curated record
GCCAUGCAUGUUCCACAGUUCAUCGGCCUGCAUGAACUGACCAAUCGGCGUUCGGAAAUAUGUAUCGAACGACAGGCCAUGUGCCGAGGUACUCUAAUGUCAACAAUCAAGCAUCACGAUCGGCAAAUCUGGUACGAUGUUCGCCCAGGGAGCAGCGCUAGUUGUAACCAUGGACAAGAUUGUAUUUGAGGUGGUAUCUUACGUCUAUGUGUUUUGGGCAGUUGUCGUAUUUAUAUCGCUACAGUUUGUCAACGCGCCGUACGGACGUUACACACGAGGAGGAUGGGGUCUGCAAAUAAAUGGAAAACUGGCUUGGUUUCUGCAGGAGAUUCCGUCCAUUCUAGUCCCAUUGUACCUACUGCUUAUUACAGACUCUCCUAGGAUCUCGCACACACCUAACAGGAUAUUGCUAUCAUGUUUUAUUAUUCAUUAUUUACAGCGGGCACUGAUAUUUCCAUUUCUGAUAAGGGGAGGUAAGCCGACUCCUCUGGUUCCAUUUGUCCUUGCCCUUGUUUUCUGUCUUGCGAAUGGUUACGUCCAGGCAGGACACCUCCUCUACCAUGCAGAGUUUGGGGACAGAUCAACAUUUAACCCGCAAUUCUACUUAGGUCUAGUUAUGUUUUUUGCUGGAAUGUUUAUAAAUAUACAUUCUGACCACAUUUUGCGCAAUCUCAGAAAACCAGGGGAGAAGGGAUACAAAAUUCCACAAGGAGGAAUGUUUAAGUAUGUGUCUGGUGCUAACUUCUUUGGAGAGAUGUGUGAAUGGUGUGGUUUUGCUGUGGCCUGUGGUACUCUGCCAGCAUACAGCUUUGCUCUGUUCACUGUGUGCAAUAUUGGACCACGUGCCUGUCAACACCACAGAUAUUACCUGGAAAAGUUUGAAGACUAUCCCAAGGAGAGAAAAGCUGUGAUUCCAUUCUUGAUCUGACCUUGUUAAUCUCAUGUUGUUGUCCUAUUACCAGUUUCUUCAUACACUAUACAUUGGUUCUGUGAUUUCAUGUUACUUUAUAUAUUUCUGCUUGAUAUAAAACAAGAGUUUACACCUAAUGUAA